Fusarium oxysporum Fo47 is the source of this 1018-nucleotide messenger RNA. RefSeq names its product Sas10/Utp3/C1D family protein. Gene Ontology annotation, cellular component: nucleolus; exosome (RNase complex). Gene Ontology annotation, molecular function: DNA binding; RNA binding. Lineage: Eukaryota; Fungi; Ascomycota; Sordariomycetes; Hypocreales; Nectriaceae. Gene Ontology annotation, biological process: regulation of gene expression; maturation of 5.8S rRNA. The transcript is spliced from 3 exons. The coding region runs from base 67 to 624 and encodes 185 amino acids. The record is from RefSeq and is a predicted model, not a curated record.
CUUUCAUGCGACGACGUGAACAUCGCAACAUUGCGCCUCUCAACAUUCCUAAUCACAAAAUCCAACAUGACAGACGUCAAGGACAUCACACCGGAUCUUGAUCGGCUGGAUAAUCAGCUCGAUGACCUCGAAGAAAAGCUACAGCCUUUGUUGGGCAACCUCGAAGGCAUGGCCUCCCAGUUGCCCCUAUUAGACAAGGCAAAACUGUUCUCACUCACAGCUUACGCGAUCGAAUCUCUAAUGUUUUCAUCACUGAAAUUAAAUGAAGGCAAUGAAGCUCAAACUCAAGCCGUUCUUACUGAACUCAAGCGAAUCCAGCAAUAUUUUGGAAAGAUCAAAAACAUCGAGUCUCCUCCGGAGCCUGAAACGCGUACUUUGACCAUUAACCAAGAGGCUACCGCGCGUAUCCUCAAGGCGGACCUGGGCGACAACAAAACAAUCAGCAAUAAGCUUGCCGAAAAGAUUGCAGAGGAACGAGCCAAGGCACUGCUCAAGUCUGUCGAGAACCGAAAAAGACCGACAGAGGAGUCGCCUGUCCCAUCUCAGCCCAGCUCUUCUGCCGAAGGAAAAGAUAAGAGCAAAAAGAAGCAGAAGAAGAACAAAAAGAACAAUUCAAAGAACUGAAUUGAAACUUAGCAGUAUGCCGAUGGGCCAAAGGGUUGGAAAACGCACAGAAGUUUCGCGCCGACUAUUGAUGGUCGAAUUCAGAGCGUGCAGAUUCAGGAGGAGGCUUACGAUGAUACCCAGAUUGUGUCAGGCAAAUAGAUGGCUGGGGACCUACACGGCCCCCUUGAAAAGUUGAAUUCGCUGGGCAUGGCGUUUGGGAAUUUGGGAUUGACUUUUUGAUUUGGGGAGAUAGUGAUGAGGCAACUACACCUAGACAUCAGACUCUUCUGAAACGCAGCUUGCUUCCGAAAUUUGCUUUCUUGCGGGAUACAAUGAACUUUGCAUCCAGAGGGGGCACGAAUAUGUGUUUCAAUUGGCAAAGGCUUGUAAAGUUAAGAUAAGGCAUCAAAAU